Molecule: messenger RNA, 993 nt
Organism: Encephalitozoon hellem ATCC 50504
Lineage: Eukaryota; Fungi; Microsporidia; Unikaryonidae
Exons: 1
Coding region: 1-993 (330 amino acids)
Molecular function (GO): protein binding
Source: RefSeq, a predicted model, not a curated record
AUGAUAAGUUCGAUUGGCUUUCUUCCAAGUGGGAUUUCAAUAGAAAAUUUGAAGAAGUUCGUAAUAGACGAGAGCAUACACCAGUCGCUGAGCUAUCUAAAUAUCCCAGUCGUUGAUAAGGAAAAGGUGUCCUUCGACGAUGAUAUCGACGAGUCGGAGGAGAUAGUGGAAAACGACAUUGUAGUUUUCUGUACGCCCAAUGAGGGUGACGUAAGCUUUUUGCAGUUCUAUGUACAGAACAGGGAAUGCACAAGUAUGUUCCUGCACCAUGACACGUAUGUGUUUAGCACAAUCUGCGAUUCUGAAUAUUUUACUGUUGGAGGGGAGAUGUAUGUUGCCGUUGCCACGUUUGAGAAGGAUAUUAUGGUAUUUGAUCCGCUUGUGAGAAAUCCGGUUCUCCCCCAAAUUCUCUUGAAGGGACAUGAGGAGGCGGUUCUGUCGAUGGAGUGCUGGAAUGGAACUCUCUUCAGCGGAAGCCUUGACUCAACCAUUAUUGAAUGGGAUUCCGAGAAGGCUCUAGCCAAAAACAGGAUUCAAGCCACAGGGCCUGUUAAUAAGAUAGGUAUUUUUGACUCAUCUGUGAUUUAUUCUGUGGAGAACACCUUAUACUGCUUUGAUGGGGAGAUUAAGCUUGAAGGCGAGGUUGAAAGAAUAAGGAUCAUAGGAAACGGGAUGCUUGUGUCUGACUCCACAGGGACUUUGAGAUACUAUGACCUGAGGAAUAUGGCUAGCACAGUCGUGGAGAAGAAAAUCCAUGAAGAUUCUAUUACCGGAGUCGAUGUACUUGGAAACAAGGUGUAUACAGGAUCUCUAGAUGGAACCAUAAAGGUUGUAAGCCUUGAUACGCUUGAUAUUGUGAGUAGCAGGGAUGCUGAAGAGAAGGUGUUCUCCUUAAGAACACAUGAGGAUGGCUUUUAUGUGUAUGGAGGAGAAAAGAACGAGCCGGUGCUAAAUUACACAGAUGAUGGGUCUCUUCAGAAUGAUUUACAAUAA